AUGCUAAAGCUGUUUAAAAGAGCGGUACAUCAUUGUAUCACUGGUAUUGGGAAUCCAGAGCCACCCUAUCAGCUGACAAGACACAAUGCAGGGCUUUUGAUGGUAGACCUUUUGAAGCGCGAAAUGGGGGGUAGCGCUGCCGAGUUUGUUCCCUGCAUUGCGAAUGCCAAAGUGAAAAGAUACCAGACCAAUGAAGUCUUACUUCUUCGUGCUGAUGGUGACUAUAUCAAUCUAAGUGGCAAGACCGUAGUACCGCUGUGGCGGAAGUUGGGAUCCAAAUUCCGUCAUUUGGUAGUCCACGAUGAGCUCAGUUUACCUGUUGGAAAAGUUCAGUUGAGGAAACCGGGGACGAGCCUGAGAGGUCACAAUGGGCUAAGGGAUAUUUCGAAAUACUACGGUGACGAUUUUUACAGGCUCGCAGUGGGAAUUGGAAGACCACACGAUCGAGAUUGCAGGGUUGUUGCCGAUUACGUGCUUUCAAAAUUCGAUUCGGAUUCUCUGGACACAAUUGCCGACGAAAGUCUUGAAAAAUCGUUGGAACACAUACGAAACUGGAUGAAAACUAGGUAG
Molecule: messenger RNA, 570 nt
Organism: Lachancea mirantina
Lineage: Eukaryota; Fungi; Ascomycota; Saccharomycetes; Saccharomycetales; Saccharomycetaceae
Source: the annotation of a GenBank genome assembly